GGGUACGCCCCGGCGGUUUUGUUAGGUUGGUCCGGCUGUGGCGCCGGUCCGACCAAUAUGGUGGCGCUCCCUUCCCCCCCCCCCCCCUCCCCCCGGCUCGGCGGGUUUCCCAGCCAUCCUGUCGGCACGACGGGUGAGUUCCAUUCUCAGCCGUGGCCGCUCAGCCAUUACUGUAAAUCGCACUGAAAUCACAUUGUAAGCUACCCGCACCCCAAACACUUUUGUCCCGCUGUAUUUCCAUUGGUAAUUCUGACAUUGAUUGACGACGUUGCCAUGGCGACGGCGCGCGUCGACCAAUGAGCGGCCGGCUGGCGGACGAGGAUGAUAGGUGGUGUUGCUGGCGACUGGCUGACUCCGCCCCCUGGCUGUCGGCUAAUCUGCCGGUGUGAAUGGGAGAUCAUUACGGCCGACGCCAGCCAGUGAGCGCCGGCCGGGCGGCGGCAGUGAUCCGGCGGGCGGGCGGACGCGCGGUGGCUCGAUCCUGCGUCUCACGCGGCCGGCCAGUGGUGCUAUGGCCGCUCUUCAGGGAGGCGGCGGUGCGCCGCUCGUGCCCACGCCGCUGAUGGCGCUGCCCAGUAUCAGCUUCACGGCCGGUCAGGUGGCCGCCGUCUGCGAGACUCUGGAGGAGAGCGGCGACAUCGCGCGACUGGAGCGCUUCCUCUGGUCGCUGCCGGUCGCGCACGCCAACGUCGCCCAGCUGUACAAGUGUGAGCCGUUCCUACGAGCCAAGGCGCUGGUCGCCUACCACAACUGCAACUACCGCGAGCUCUACCAGAUCCUGGAGAGCAACAAGUUCUCCAAGGGAUCGCACCAGAAGCUGCAAGCCAUGUGGCUGGAGGCGCACUACGCGGAGGCCGAAAAGCUGCGCGGCCGGGCGCUCGGACCUGUCGAUAAAUACCGGGUGCGUAAAAAGUUCCCCAUGCCUCGGACAAUAUGGGACGGUGAGCAGAAGACGCACUGUUUCAAGGAGCGGACGCGGAGUCUGCUGCGCGAGUGGUACCUGCAGGACCCGUAUCCGAACCCGACCAAGAAGCGCGAGCUGGCGCAGGCCACGGGACUCACGGCCACCCAGGUGGGCAACUGGUUCAAGAACCGCAGGCAACGAGACCGCGCCGCCGCCGCCAAAAACAAGAUGAACAGUCAGCAGUACAAGGCGGCUCGUGUGCCGGGCCGGGCCGAGUCCACCGCCUCCGGCGACGAGGCCGGCGGCUCUGGCGACGAGGCGGCCGCGUCCCGGCUGCGGUCCGAGUCCCCGUCGUCACCGGCAGCCGCCGACGCGCCGUCCGACGACGACCUGGACAUCACGGAGCGCUCAGAGCGCGCCUCGCCCGAGGCCGGCUCGCCGCGCAGCUCUCCGGAACUGAACGUGGGGGGCUCGCCGGCCGCCAGCCGCGCCGCCGAGUCGCCGCCCGUCUCCAAGGCGGCGCCGUCGGACGUGCCGGCCGCGCUGACGCUGCCGCGGUUCCCGUACCCGGCCAUCUCGCUGGCACACCACUUCCCGUUCGCGCCGUCCGUGCUCGGUCUGGGCAGCUCUGCGGCCGGCUCGCUGGGCCUGCCGGCGCCGCUGCCGUUCCAUCCCCAGCUCGGGCUGCUGUCUCACCACCUCCUGUUCCCGCCGGGCCACCACUUUCCACCGCCGCCGCCGCCGCCAGGCGCGCCCCACGAGCCCCGGUCGUGACCUAGCUGCUGGUAAAGCUGGUGUGCCUCAGGGCAGCAGCAGACAGCAGAGGCAGCGGCGCCGCAGCGGAUGGCACUCGAGCUGGCUGACGGUGCCAGCUUCCCAUCCCGGCGGGCAUCUCUCAAAGACGCGGUCUUCGAAAAAGCGGAGAGGAAAGAGAAAGAAAGAGAGAGGGAGAGAGAGAGAGAGAAAGAGAGAGAGAGAGUAUGAGAGAGAAUGAGGUAGGGAGAGAGAGAGAGAGAAAAAUGAGGUAGCUGGCUCUAUUUGUAAUAAGUAUGCAUGUAUCGAAAUGUCAGUUAUGUUCUUGUGCAGUGUGAGUGGUAGCGAGCAAUGAGCAUGUCUGAAAGGGACACCGCGAUAAGAGAUAAUUUAGUUUGGAUGGAGCUUAUUAAAAAUUAGAUAUUAACUGUUUUGGCAUAGCUCCAGUGCCGAAGGGCCGGUACUCAGUUAUAUGGGGCCGUUUUGUUGACAGAACCAGCCGUGAGUUGACAGAAUGGUGAGCAGACGAUCGUCGGCGAUCCACUGUCUGUUUGAGCCGGGGAUGAAAGAGAACCAGGUGGCAAUCGUGCGGCUGGGCAGAGCUGGCCAACGCCUCAUUCGAUGAAUUAUUAUUCACUUUGCAAAAAUUGAUGCCAACACAAGGUGCAAUUGUGACAGAAGGUGACGGAUGCUGGUGCUGCCGCCAUCUGUUCGGCCCAUCCGCCGUCCGAUUGAUUGGCUUUUACAACCCUCUUUGGUCCCGUUCUGUUCAGCUCCCGUGCAGCCGUGUUACGUGCGUUUUCAUGUGAUAACUAGUUGUGAGUGUGUGCGAUUGUGUGUAAUAGCUUACCGGACGCGCCUCGCAGCAACAUAGACCCCGUAAAGAUCUCCCCUUGUCAGUCACUUUUCCGGUGCGUGUGUCACAUUAAUUAAUUUCAAUGUCCUCUGCUAUGCUGCUCGUCUAUGCCUGCCAUUAUUUUUACAUCUUUUUUGCCGAGAUAUUCCUUUUCUGUCUCGGGUAUAUUUUUUCCAUUAGGUGUGACGUUAGCCUAAGAAGAAAGGUUACGUUUUGCUAAGCUCCCGAUGCACCGUUGUCGUAGUCUUCCCUAUGCAAAUGUAAGUCUGAGUUCGAGAGUGGUAACGUCUUCCAUGACUUCUCGCAUCAAGUUCCUUUCUGUCCUAACGUCCAUGUCACAAUUGUGGCUAAUGAACAGAAUUAUGUUGAAAUAUAGUUACUAACUGUACUCUCAGUGGCGAGUUGUAGGCGGAUAAUGCCGGUCGUAAUGUCCUAUCAGACCGAGUUUUCGCCAGCAGUUGACUAGUCGCUCGCUUCUAGCGUGGACACUCACUGCUUCGCCAGUGACAAUAGUCUCUACACAUUGAAGCUAGGGCUGGCCAGUUCCUUUCUCAGUUCCUGUAACUCUGUGCCUGUAUUUCUGAUAUCUAUAAUUUGACUAAAUCCGCGAUGGAUUAGACAUGUUAGAUGUGCGCGACUUCUGCAUGACUGAGCGACUGUUUGUGGUUAAUUCGUUGUGUUAUCAGUUCCUAUAUUGGCGGCGAUGGUUGUUAGGUGGGCCCACGGGCGGACCCUGAGUGUCGCCGGGCCGGUGGUAGCCGGCGUCGCGCCCCCUCCCCCCUCACUAGUCGCCUCCCGGCACUCGCACCUGCGCGCCGCACCGCCGCCCGCGCCGCGACGGACUCCAUGUUGUGAGGUGUAUUUAUGUAACGGUACAGCGCCGCCCACAGGCGCGCCAGACCGAAACGAUGUACAUACAUACAUGCAUACGUGCAGAAACUGUGGCUGCAUAUAGCCGUCGACAUAGGCAUAGCUAUCAAUGACAAUAUACUGCUAAACUGGGA
Molecule: messenger RNA, 3517 nt
Organism: Amphibalanus amphitrite
Lineage: Eukaryota; Metazoa; Arthropoda; Thecostraca; Balanomorpha; Balanidae
Product: homeobox protein SIX6-like
Exons: 2
Coding region: 512-1678 (388 amino acids)
Biological process (GO): regulation of transcription by RNA polymerase II
Cellular component (GO): nucleus; transcription regulator complex
Molecular function (GO): DNA-binding transcription factor activity, RNA polymerase II-specific; RNA polymerase II cis-regulatory region sequence-specific DNA binding
Source: RefSeq, a predicted model, not a curated record